ACGAGCGGUUGGUGGGUACGGUUGCGCAUUGACGACGAAUUAAUAAACAUGUGUAUUGCGGUGGGUGUUUGUGAAUUUCAUGUAGCGUUUUUUUCCGGCUAGAAUCAAAAACAAAAACAAAAAUAAAAAUAACUACAUACUUAUGAAGACGCGCAACAAGUGCCGCUUGAAUUUGUGUACAAAAAUUGUGCAACUAAAUACAUACUUAUGUAUGUAAAUACAUAUUUCUACAUACAUAAAGGUGUACAUGAGUAUAUUCUGUGUGUAGUUUUGUCACAUAGACUUUAUGGUUGUGCAGUAGUUUUAUUUGCAUCCAAGUUUCACAAUUCCUUUCCCGUGCGCAUUGCAAGUGCAGUUACUGAUGCGAUUAUGAAGCUUUAUUCUUACUACGAGUAUUAUUGUGUUAUUUAAGUACUUUGUUGUUGGUUAAAUGCAUUUCUAUGUAUAUUGCCAUACAUAUUUAUUCGAACUCCUAAUUGGUGUAGGUACAAUGUUGUUUAUUAUUUCUAUGGCAAAUAGUGUGCUACUGCGACUCGUUUGUGGACGCAUGCGUAACGCCUUGGCUUGAGGCGUAAAACAAUUUGGCACAGCCAUAAAGCUUCAACGUUUGCACCAGCAGUUUAACAGCUAAAAUUCCACGUUUGUGUUUCAGUGCGCUAUUGCCAGUUUUGAAGUGAUACCAGUCAGACACUAACUGUUAUGCAGUGCUCUAUGGAAACUGCCCUAGCGCGGACUGAAAAUUAUAUAAUCGAAGUGAGUUUCAGAGUUUCGUGAUAUUUCAGCAAUAUCAAAGAUCAAGCGAGAAAUGAGUCGUUUACGGGUAAUUGUGCAUCCUGUAAAAAAGGAGUUUCGUCGUGAUAAGUGUGGCUUCCAUCACACGCCGGCGGAUGAUUUCGUCAAGUCACAAUGGCAGAGUCGCACCAAAAGUGUUGCAUAUUUAAUUUAUCGGUGGCUUAUUGCGCUAUUCUUCAUCGCCGUCGUCAUAGAUUCAAUGCUCGAAAAGGAGGAGGGUUCAUCAACUAAUUUCUGGCUGUAUUUCAUUUACCUAACCAACUGGGGUGUCAUGUUUUGCAUGCUUACGAAUGUAAUGGGCGCAAUAUUGGUGACCACAUGGCAUUUUCAUCCAGAAUAUGCGGAUAAACUUCUGAAUAUGGAGUCGUUGACUAGUCCAUUUGUUAUUUACUGGGGCAUGCACAUAGUGUCUCUAGUCCUGUCAAUAGUGAUAACCGUUAUUUAUUGGAGUGUGCUAUAUAAUGCGGCUGAGAGUUCCUUGAAUGCAACCAACGUGCUGACACAUGCUUUCAAUUCAAUAUUCAUGUUCAUUGAUUUGCUGAUUGUGGCGCAUCCGCUCCGGCUACUCCACAUGUUUCUACCAGUAACAUUUGGUCUUAUUUUUGCGAUUUUCUCCGUAAUAUAUCAGAAGUGUGGCGGCAAGAACAGGAGAGGGAAGCCGUACAUUUAUCACGUGAUCGAUUGGCGGGAACCGAUAAGCGCUACCCUCGUAGUGAUUGGUGUGCUGCUGUUCACCUGCUUCAUUUACAUGGUGCUCUUUACCAUUUAUAAGCUGCGCACUUUGCUCUACAGGCGUAUUAAUAAUGCAUCCUAUUAUUUACCAACAACAACGCCGAACGCGAGUAGUUUCAGCAUAGAAAAGUCGGCGAAUGGUACUUUACCUAAAACCGUUAAAGGUAACGGCAUUCAACAUUCACCUUCAGGCAUCUCGAUGGUGUUGGGCAACUUCAAUAGGGCAGCUGGCUAUCAAAAUCAGGCGUUUACGUCGAGUAGUGAGAAGCCGGAUAAACUUUAAGCGAUGGGAGAAGGCAAACAGGGAAACUCAGAGCUUAUCUAAAUACAUAAUUAGUUUUUAUACUUAGUUACGAAGCAUUUAAUUUGUUAGUAAUAAUAACAUUUGAACGUGAACCGAGCUAUGAAAUUAACUGAGUCAUUUUUAUAACUAGUGUAUGUAUGUAAAAAUUAUUUUAAAUGAGCUGUCAUAGUAAAUAGUACAUUAAUAUGCGAUGAAUUUUAGCCAAUGUGGUAAUUAGAUAUAAAGUUCUUUUAUUUGCACCAUUACAUUUGGCGUUGCUUAUUUUUUUUAGUUUGGCUGACUCCCAAAACGCACCAAUACAAUGUCCGUAUAUUGUUCUACUGCGGUAUUUAAAAUGUUUGUAUAUGCAGAGUUGCGAAAUUUUGUAUCCAUACACAUUGCAUAUUUUGAAUAUUUAAUAUAGCAAUGAUAAUCCUUUCGGAAUUUUCCAUAUUUAAAACACCAAUGGUAACCAAAUACAAACGAAGCACCAAUUUAGUUUCUGAUGCACUGCGUUUCGUUAACUCUUCGGAUACGUUAUGAAACAUUAACCUUUAUAUGGAUGCAAAGCAAUUGACGUUUUGGAAAUCAGCCGUUUAUUUUAACUUCUGUAAGGAAACGGUCGUACGAAAAUAAUAAACCUCAUAUGAAAAUAA
Rhagoletis pomonella (apple maggot) is the source of this 2463-nucleotide messenger RNA. Its product is annotated as protein rolling stone. The coding region runs from base 806 to 1807 and encodes 333 amino acids. The record is from RefSeq and is a predicted model, not a curated record. The transcript has 6 exons. Lineage: Eukaryota; Metazoa; Arthropoda; Insecta; Diptera; Tephritidae. Gene Ontology annotation, cellular component: membrane.